This is a messenger RNA of Closterium sp. Naga37s-1, 2277 nucleotides long. Lineage: Eukaryota; Viridiplantae; Streptophyta; Zygnematophyceae; Desmidiales; Closteriaceae. The record is from the annotation of a GenBank genome assembly.
AUGGGUGGUAUGAAGAAGGAGCGCGGGAAUGAGCGAAACAGCGGAGACGGCCGGCGGAAGAAGAAGGGGAUUGCUGACGUGGCAGCUGUAGCAGAAGGAGGAGAAGGUGGAAGGGAAGUGUUCACAGAAAAUGCAGCAGUGGAAGGAUCAGAAGGAGCCGGAGGUGGAGGGGGAAGAGGAGCGGGAGGAGGGUCGGAAUGUGGUGGACGAGAAGGAAAGGCCGAAGGGGACGUUGCUACGAUGCAAAAUAAAUCCAAUCCGGGUGCUGUUCCUGAUUCGCUUUCAGGCGCUGACGUGGCACGUUCGGCCGUUCCCUCACCCCAGUUCGACCCCCGAGCCAGGGCUCGCUUCGUCCGCCUCUUCCGCUUCCACCACUGGCUCUCCAGCCAAUCACAGCGCUCGGGCGAAUCCCCUGUGCUGACAGAGCAAUCCAGCCAACCGUCCAGAGACCCUCAAUCACGACUGCAGCUGCAGCAGUCAGUUCUUGAGGCGCCUCACAUAUCGCCUUCGGAUCCUAGUUCAUGCCAGCAACCAGCAGCGGGACUUUCACUUUAUGCACCUGUUGCUCCUGAAGGCAUGUCAGAGCUUGUGAUUUCCAGCACACCAAGUGGAGGAAUAGCAUACAUUCCUUAUAACGGAGCGCUGCCCUCUCCAGUUGCUUAUAGCGGAUCAUUUCGCAUCCCACCCAGUGCCCUGCUUCCUUAUGCCCGUGGAGGGCCGUUGAUAUCCCCCUCUACCAAAUAUACCUCCUCUCCUCCUGGUGUUACCGUUGGUAACCUCUCUGCAUCUGCCUCGACUCCCGGCGCUGUAUCUGCCGUUUCGUCUGCCACUCCUUGUGCAUCGACAAAUGAUUCUUCAUCUCAGGGAAAUUCGCUCAGGGAGUUGCUGAAUCAGGGGAAGAUGCGAAGGCAAGACGCAUUGGAUCUGCUCCGCAUGUACCAUGAAGCUGCAGCAGCUCCUGGCCCAUGGGAGAAUGAGCCUUUGCCUCCGGAGCUGAGUGUUUUAGGUGGUGAGAGUGAUGGGGGCGGUGUUGCAGGGAUUGAUUCGGAUGAUUGGAGUGGUGGAGCGUUGAAGCAGGAGGAGGGGAAGGAGACUAAGGAGGGGAAAGGAGACGCUGGUGAAUGGUCUGAUGAGGCAGUAGGAGGAGGCAGGAAGGGAGAUACAGCAAUCGGCACAGCAGGUAGGGAGGGAAACUGGGAAAAGGAAGCAGAGGAGAAGGAGGAGAACAUGGACAGGGAGGUGGAGGAGAAGCAGGAGGAUGGGCUGGAAAUUGCGGAUGAUUGGUCAGAUGGGGCGUUGGAGGAGGAACUGCAGGAGCUUCAACUCGUGGCUGAUCUACACUACCUACUACAGCAGCAGCAGCAGCAACAGCAGAAACAGCAACAGCAGCAACAACAACAGCAGCAGCACACAGGCAGCGGAAGCAGGGGGGACGAUGGCAACGGCAACGAGCUUCUGGGAACUGUUUCAGAGACAGCUUCUGUGGGUGGGGGAUAUGGGAAGGUGGGUUUUCAGGAGCCGUUACGGCCAGCCUUCUAUGAUGCAGCAGAGGAUGGAGAGGGUGGAUAUACGGAGCAGUUCGCUCAACUGAGGGUACAUGCCGCUGCCAGCGUUAGCCGUGCUGCCAGUGUUGCCAGUGCUGCCACCUCUGCUCGUGCUGGCCGUGUUGCUAGUGCUGCUCGUACAACCAGCGUUGCUCGUGUUGGCAGCGCUGCCAGUGCUGCCAAAAUGCCGCCUGUGCUGGCUGAGACAGCAGAGGAUGGCGCUGGGUCUACAGAACAGCCUGUUCCAUUACAAUAUCAUUCUUCUGGUGGUGCUGUCAGUGCUGACACUGCUACUGCUGCCAGUGCUGCCACUGCUGCCAGCACUGUCAGCGAGAGGCCUGUUCUGCCAGCCUUAUACGACGCAGCAGAGGACGGAAUUGGGUUCACGGAACAGUUCGCUCAAAUGAGAUUGAAAGCAAAGGGACGACGGGACGAGGAGUUCUCUAGUAUUGCCACUGCUGUCACUUCUUCCUUUGCUGUCACUGCUGCCACUGCUGCCACUGCUGCCACUGCUGCCACUGCUGCCACUGCUGCCACUGCUUCCUCUGCUUCCUCUGCUGCCACUGCUGCCACUUCUUCUACUGCUGCUACUGCUUUCAACGCUGCUGGUGCUGUUAGCAUGAGGCCUGUGCUCCCAGCCUUGUACGACGCAGCAGAGGACGGGAUUGGGUUCACGGAGCAGUUCGCUCAAAUGAGAGUGAAAGUGAAGGGGAGGCGGGAGGAGGAGUUUUGA